This is a messenger RNA of Stylonychia lemnae, 6072 nucleotides long. The record is from the annotation of a GenBank genome assembly. NCBI's taxonomy places the organism in Eukaryota, Ciliophora, Spirotrichea, Sporadotrichida, Oxytrichidae.
AUGAGUGAACUUUAGCGACUUAUCUUUGGAGAUAUACUAGAACCAGAGAUUCUAGACAAAUUAUGCAACAUCUAGGAUAUAGAUGAGUAUGGUGUGGGUGAAGAUAGCGAAAAUAACAAUGAGAACUCAAGGUCAAGGAGUCAUACUAAUAAUCGCAAUAGAAAUAGAUUCAGCUCUCAUCCUAAAAAUCGGAAAAAUUAAGACCAGAGUGAAUCAAGAGGAUCUGUAGAUGAUUUAGAUAAUAUAAAAACACCAACCUCUAGAAGUGGUGGCUUGGAUGAGGAUUAAGAUCGAUACAAUGAUGACUUUGAAGUAUCAGACAUUGAUGAGGACGACAAAAAAAAUCUUAAUUCCUAGUAAAUAGACUCCUAAUCAGAUAGUCAAAGUAGAUUCUCCAGGACACCCAAUACCAACCGUCAAAAGCAUAGGCCGAGAGUCUAGUUUACUGAUAGCAUCUAAGAAGAAUUAGGAGGUGAUCAGAACAGACAAUAUAAGUCGGUGGACCUUUCAGUCCUUUACUAGACUAAAAAUGAACUGGUUUACAAGCUGACAGAACUAUACUUACCUACCACCAAGAUUAAGAAGGAGAAGAUGAUUGAGUACAACAAGGAAAAGAUGAUGACAUAGAAUGACAUGGAGACUGAAGCACUUCGAUCUCAAAAGCGCAAGAUUAAAGAGGAAAUCAAAAACAUCAAAGCUAAACUCAAACAUCAGAUCAAGUAUUCUAAUCCAGCUCCAUUAUUAGAGGAUGUGAACUAUAUGUAUACGCCAGGUAUGAACACAAGGCAAAUCGACAUGAUUAGAGACAGAAAUAAGUACAGCCAUACUCCACACAUUGCUAGAAUUCUCCCGCAAAAAAGACAUAUGACUUAGCAGUAGAUAGCUGAAUCUCAAAAAUUGUUGUAGUAAUAAUCAUUGGAAGCAAAGCAACAGAAAAACUAAGAAGAGCAUUAGCACUAAAUGAAGCAAAUGUCAGAGAUUGAAGAUAACCUCGGUCUUACUGAAGUGAUUAUGAUCCAAGAUUUGGAAUAGGAGAUCACCAAGCAAUAGCUGACUGUUGAUGUGGAGUAUAAGAAGCUGGAGAAUAGGUACUUUUAAGUCAGUCAAAAGGUUGUUGAACAAGAGCUAAGCAUGGCCGACUUGAAUUCUGAGGAAAAAGAAGUUAUCAAGAAAUAUCUUAAGCAUCAAUCAAGCAUCGUAGUUGAGUCCAAAUACCCAGUGAUGCAUCUAUCGAAACUUGAAAAGUAGUGCUACAUUUUCAUGAAAUACUUAAAUCAAGACGAUUUCAGCUGGAAUGGUUAGAAGUCAGCUAUCUAGAGUGAUGAUACUGGUAUGUUCAUAGACGAUCUGAUUGGGGGUUCAAAUAACAACCAUACCCAUCCUAUCUUCGGUAUCACUAACAAUAACACAGCUGAGGACAAACUUUCUGUACAUUCAGACAACAAUGCUUUCUUUGGAGUUGGCAGAGGUGGGCUUGCAGACAAGAAUAAUUAGCAUGCGAAUGUAGAUCCCUUUGAAGCCUCUGAUUUCUAGAUUUAAGAGUGGAUUAUUGAGUAGAAGUUCAAGCAGAUAGAGUAAGCAAAUAUAAUGCGCGGGGGUCUGGCUAAACGCAAGAAGUACUGGGGUGAGCCAGUCGACUCUACUUCGAUUCAGCAGGUGAAUAAGGACAACUUCGCCUAUAAAAUGUUCCAGAAUAAGUAGUACAACUUGAGAUACAGGAAAGACGAGAAGAUAUUCAAAAUUGAGAAAGUCGUGCCAGCUCAAACUAAUGCCAAGGGAAAGAAAGGGGCUGCAGAGUAAAAUGCGCAAGACCAGAAUCAGCAAGUUGAAUGCAAUCAGAUCAAGAAUAUUAAAGAAUAUGAGUACAUGAAGAAACAAGAGUCAUAUUUCUACAAUGAUAAUGAGAAGAAAUUCAACAUCAAUUCUGUCAUUAGAGGAAUCCAACUAGAACUGGGAAUGAUAACUGAGACAGACUUUUACAACUAAGAAGAUCUAGAUGACUAGAUGGAGAUGUCUACUCAUGCCUCAGUGUCCCAGUUAACCAGCAAGUCCCACAACUAACUUUCCAAAGACUCAGCAAAGCUUUCUCUUAUUCAACAGUAAUAGCAGCUGCAACUGCUGCAGUCUUAAAAAUCUAACAGUGUGCUGACCUCUGUACAGACUCAGUAGAGGAAGGAGUAGAUACUGAAUGACUUCGUGGACAAUUUCGACAUGCACUUCGAGAGACGCAAGAAAGAACUCCAUGAUGUGAUGCUUAGAAAGAUCCAGUUGCAUGAGAAGGCCAAUCAGCAGAACACCAGUACGGGACAGCAGUAGACAGUGGCAUAUGCAAGUGGAGGUCAUGCCCUAUUGCAAGUAAGUGGAAUGGAUGGUAACGGCAAAAGUGGGGAUGGAGCUAACAGAGAAAAGAAUAAGUACAUGGUGAGCAUGAACAAACUAAGAGAUGAUCAAGACUUCGGAGGACUCGGCAUGCAUGAUCACAACCACAACUAAGACGAGGAGAUGCUAGGUGACGAACCUUAGCAACCGAACAAAAUGAAUCAUGAAGGCAUGAUUGGAGAUGACAACAUGAGACUGAGAGUCACCAAGUCAAGAGCCAAUGAGCUCAAUCACGCUAAAUGCAUUCUUAAACUAUCCUAUACCAGAUUUGAUUGGUCAGAAAAAGCCCUCCUCAACUUCCACAGGCCAAACAUCAAUGAUGUGUUUGCCUAUCUGAAGCAAGAGAGAGACAUGCUAAUCUAGUAAAUGAAUGCAGCAGCUGGCUAGAAAUCUACCAGCACCUUUGUGUUCUCUCAAGGCUAGUUGAAGCUCCAGGAAAGAUAAGAUCCAAUGAGCAGCAGCACUUUGCAGUAGCUUAACAUUGACUAGCAACUCGGAUUGAAUCAGUUCUUGCAAAUGAAGGUCAAGGUCAUAUCCAACGAUGCAGUUGACAAGAGACCUAAGAAAGCAGGAAUCAUCACUGCCCAUGACUUCUUUAGAGACAGAUUCAAACUUUCACUCAAGGACGGCAAGUUCUGCGUGUUCGAACAUAUCGAUUAGCAGCCUCUGUUUGUGAAUGACUUUGGAAUGGCUAGCAAGCUCAAGAGAUAUCUCUACUCAGACAAGUUCCUGCCAGACUCAGCUUUUCUCAAGCGUAGAGAAAACCAGACAACCCGCCACAUGGGUCCACAUGGAGUGCAGAUCCUCAAGAAGAAGGGAGAGAAGAUCCCACUGCUGGGCUAGAUAGAUACCAAGUUCUAAAAGGGUAUCACAGUAAUGGAGAACAAUAUGUACUACUGUCCAGUGUUCUAUCAUAAGCCACAGAGAAAUGACUUCCUAUGCGUGCUGCAUAUGGACAAGAAUCAGUAAAACACUAUAGUAGUCAGAGAGUUAAGUGAGCUAUACGUAAUGGGACAAGAAGAACCCAAACUUGAAGUGUAUAAUCCACAAAGCAGACAGUAUUAGCAUUUUAUCAAGAGGAGAACUCAAGCAUAUGUUAUUAGAUUCUUGCAAGAGAAUAACGACUACAUAAGUUUCUAAGAGUUGAACAAGUACUUUCCUUACAUAAACGACUAGAUCCUCAAAAAGAUCAUCAAAGAAAUAAAUGUUGAAGUAGACCGCAAUCAGUACUGUUCCCUUGGCCAGGAGUACAGUGACGAGCAAUUCAGAUAACUCAUCACCCCUGAAAAUAUAUGCCAGUAUGAGAGCGCAGAGUAUGGCGAGCAGAUGCUGAAAAAGGUAGGUAUUAGAGACAUCACCAAUGCUGAUAAGAUAUCCUAUGCUACAAAUAAGUUCUGCUCUGAGGAGCCCAAUCAGAAGAAGCAGUUGAUUGCUAGAAUCAUAGAGGAAGAGGUGCUUUCUACUCCCUGGAAUCUUUCUCAAAAUUUCAUUCACAACAAGCAAACUAGAGGUAUGAUGAUGCUUGAGGGAAUUGGUGAUCCAUCUCAUGGCUGUGGCGGCUACUCCUAUCUCAAACUGCCUCUUAAAAUCUCUUAGGACUCACUUAACAAAGCCAAAAUCAACCGUAUGUAUCUGAACCCUGCCAUCCAAAAUCCCAAAGCAGUGACAGGCACUGAUGCAGACUUGAGAAAGCUUAGCAAGAAGGAAAUCAAGAACAAGUUGAUAGACCUUGGCUUCAAAGAGGAAUCAAUCGCCGAGUUCACAAGAUGGCAAAUGGUUGCAGUGCUUAGAGACAAAAGUAGCCAAGCAGUGUCUCAAGGAAUGGAGGGCGAGAUGAAGAAAUUUGCAAGAGGAGUCAGAUUCACCAGCAAAAAGCAGAGAGAAAUGUAUUAAAAGCAGGUCAACGAUAUUUUCAAGAAGCAAAUUGGCUACCUUAGCAAGGAAAGCGGAGACUUUAUUCAAGACUACAGUGACUCUGAAACUCGUGACUAAAGGCAAAAGAAGAUCAAUGAUAUCUAGUAAACUAAUAACAACAGCAGAAAUAUAGUAGAGUUGAAGGAGGAUAUAAAAGUAGAAAACAUAAGAGACAUACCUAACUUCGAAAUACUUCUAAUGGCUAAUCAAGCUAUAGGUCCUGCUUCCUCAAAUCCAGCUGGAAGUCUAAACAUUGGUUCAAACUCAGGAGGAGUAGGGUAGAUACAAUUCGGCUAUGACCCAAGCACAGGUAUAUUUGACAAGGAAGCAGCGGCAUAAGCCCUAAAGUAAAAGCUAAGUGAGGGCACUACUACUUUGGCUUGCACUAUUCUUAGAAAGAAAAUAAAGCCAGUAGGAUCAUAAGGCUAUGGUACAACCUUAGAGCAGCAAAUAGAGAGAGUCAUAUUCUGCUCUGAUCAGAGACAAAUCAAAGGUUUCAACAAGAGAAUCAACAAGCAUAAAAUCAAGUCUCAAAGAACUAAGAAGCAAAGUCUAAAGGAGAAGAAGCAAAUAACCAAACCUAUCCUUGAUGAUAGACUUGCGAGGUCUGAGACAUCUAGUGUGAUGAGAUAGAACCCUAUGAACACCAGAGAUCAGCCCAUUAGCGUUGGAGGUCAUACUGGACCUGCUUCUACAAUAGGAGCAGCAAGUACACAUUCUCAGGGUGGAAUGGGUGGAGCCCCAAAGACAACCAUUCAAAUCGGAGAGCCUAUUAAGAUCAGUCUUGGUGCAGCUGCCUCGCAAGGCGGAAUACUUUAGGAAAGCAGUAGAUCAUAGUCAACAGAUGUGUAUAUGAGACAGACCGCUCAGCAGACGCAUAGUUCUUAAAUACAAAUACAAAGUUAGCAUGUUCAGUAGUAGCAGCAAUAGCACUCUUCAUACAGUCAAAGUUCAAGCAGUAUUUAAUUGCAGUAAUAGAGUUCAAAGCUAUCAAUAAGUUUGGGGAAUCUGAAUCAAAUAGCACCAUCAAUUACAGCACCUACAAGCACAUUCAAGCCAGCUAAGAACACUUUAAAAUACUCUCAGCAGAUCAAGCUAUCAGAUUAAAUGUAUGAUCCAUAUCAGCAAGAUUCUCAGAAAAUUAACUAUGGAAGCUCAGAGAGUAAGCAGAUCACCAAUGCAUAGUAACCAGCAAAGAUAGCUAUAUCUCUAAAUUUGAGUGACCAGCCAUUUGAAGCUCCAGAGAAAAUUAAGUCUAAAUCAAAAGAUGAGAAGAAGAAUAAGUUGUCUAAGCAGAAGAAAAUUCCUCAGCCUAAUAAGUUUGCCACCACCACUUACAAUGAUGAAGACUUUGAGUCUUACAAGCCCAAAACUCAGACUUCCCGCCGCAGACAACAAUCAGGUCUCGCCUUGCUAAAUGAGCUGUUUGGUAACGUGAUUGACUACUGCAUAGUCUACGACAAGACCAAGUUAUUCCACUACCAAGUCAAGAAGAAGGACGCACCUAACUACUAUGAUGUUAUUAAAACUCCUAUUGCUCUAAUGGAUUUGAAGAACAAAGCUAAGCGUCAGGACUAUCAUACUAGAGAGCAAUUCAUGGAGGACAUGGCUUUGCUCAGAGGCAAUGCUGAGAUAUACAAUGGCUCAGUCAGUUAAAUUGCCUAGCUUGCCAGAGAAAUAGAAGGCCAUGCAGUUUAGAAGUUGGAUGAGGUAUCGAGUGACAUCUAGAACUUUGAGAUGCUAGUCAUGGAACAACAGAACUCAACAAUUAAGAUUUGA